Messenger RNA from Colletotrichum graminicola M1.001, 1023 nucleotides. Its product is annotated as methyltransferase domain-containing protein. Lineage: Eukaryota; Fungi; Ascomycota; Sordariomycetes; Glomerellales; Glomerellaceae. The coding region runs from base 1 to 1023 and encodes 340 amino acids. Gene Ontology annotation, molecular function: methyltransferase activity. The transcript is spliced from 8 exons. The record is from RefSeq and is a predicted model, not a curated record.
AUGUCUCAUACUGAACCGGCAGAUGCUACCCCGGCACGGACAACUGCGCCGACCGAUCAGCCCCACAACGUGCCCGACUUUGAGGUUGUCCUUGAAGCCGAUGAAGAGGAUGCCAGUUCCGACGGAGAAGCUAACAGCAUUCGGUCAUCGACUGCCAGCAUCUCAAGCUCCAUCCUUGGCUACAGAAUAGAAAACGGGAGAACCUAUCACAAAUACAAAGAUGGAAAAUACAACAUGCCCAAUGAUGAGAGAGAAAUGGACAGACUGGACCUGCAACAUCAUAUGUUCCUCCUCUCAUUUGAUGACAAGCUCGGAACGGCUCCACCCAAUGAGCCAGAGGCCAAGGUCGGCCGCGUCCUAGACGUUGGAACGGGCAGUGGGAUAUGGGCCAUGGAUUUCGGCGAUGCACACCCAGAGGCCGAGAUCAUUGGAAUCGACCUAUCUGCCAUUCAGCCGGAGUACACGCCACCGAACGUCAAGUUCGAGAUUGACGAUCUUGAGGAGCCUUGGACCUAUUCGCAGCCCUUUGGUUACAUCCACAGUCGCCUGAUGAACUCUGCAGUGAGCAACUGGAGACGCUACGUCCAGAAAUGCUUUGAUAAUCUCGAACCCGGUGGAUACUUGGAACUCAUCGAGGUCGGCCCCUUUCUCAGAUCCGAUGACGGCACUUUGAAGCCCGAACACUCUGUGAUGAAGACCCUCAUGCUUCUUGUAGAGGCCUCACAGAAGCUCGGAGCAGCAUACCAGGAUCCCAAAGAGUUGAAGUCCAUGAUGAUCGAUGCAGGCUUUACCGACGUCGUCAUGCAACAACUAAAGUGGCCCAUCAAUCCUUGGCCAAAGGAGAAGCGCUACAAGGAGUUAGGCGCGUGGAACAGCCAGAAUAUGGAUGACGGUUGGGAGGCAAUCUGCAUGGCACCGCUGACUAGGGCACUUGGCUGGACCCGCGAAGAGGUUCUUCUCAUGAUGGUGGAGAACCGGAAGGACUUCAAGGACAGAAACAUCCAUGCCUACGUAUCCAUGUGA